AUGCGCGGUGAUGAAGGGCAAAAUGGGCGAUCUAAAGAAUGCCAUGGUAGGAGUGGACAGCAUAUGAUAGCUAAGGUGCCUGUAGGUACCAUUGUCCGCACCCAGCGAGGGACAAUUGUUGGUGAUUUGGAUAAAGAAAAUAUGAUGUUUGUUGCUGCAAGGGGUGGCGCUGGCGGAAAAGGAAAUCGCUUCUUUACAACAGAUCAGGAAACCGCUCCAAAGAUUUGUGAACAUGGGCAAAAAGGGGAAGACCUAACCUACGUUUUAGAGCUCAGAAGUAUGGCCGAUAUUGGCCUGAUAGGAUUUCCUAACGCUGGCAAAAGCACCCUUUUAAAUGCAAUAACUCGUGCUCGUCCAAAAAUAGCGCCCUACGCUUUUACCACCUUACAACCUUACGUCGGCAUGGUUCAAUAUUCUGAUCAUACGCAAAUAGCGGUAGCGGACUUACCAGGCAUAAUAUCCGAUUCCCAUCGGAACAGAGGCUUAGGCAUACAGUUUCUCAAACAUGUUGAACGUUGUUUAAUUUUGAUCUUUCUUUUGGACGCCAGCGCAGACUCUCCCUGGUUAUAUUACGAAAAUCUUUUGUUUGAAUUAGGCCAAUUCAACAAAAAAUUGUUGGAGUAUCCCAAAAUUGUAGUCGCUAAUAAAAUUGAUAAAAUGGAAGCGCGAAAUAACCUCUUCGAAUUAGAAAACAAAAUUGAUAGCCCCAUUAUAAAGAUAAGCGCCAAGCACGGCACAAACUUAGAUGAACUUUUAAAAGUUGUGCGUAAAGUCUAUGAUAGCUGCAAGCCAAGUGCAGAAUGGUAA
This is a messenger RNA of Glossina fuscipes, 807 nucleotides long. Its product is annotated as mitochondrial ribosome-associated GTPase 2. Gene Ontology annotation, cellular component: mitochondrion. The record is from RefSeq and is a predicted model, not a curated record. Bases 1 to 807 code for a protein of 268 amino acids. NCBI's taxonomy places the organism in Eukaryota, Metazoa, Arthropoda, Insecta, Diptera, Glossinidae. Gene Ontology annotation, molecular function: magnesium ion binding; GTP binding; GTPase activity. The transcript has a single exon.